Molecule: messenger RNA, 888 nt
Organism: Penicillium digitatum Pd1
Lineage: Eukaryota; Fungi; Ascomycota; Eurotiomycetes; Eurotiales; Aspergillaceae
Product: COG2 family protein
Biological process (GO): Golgi organization; protein transport; intra-Golgi vesicle-mediated transport
Cellular component (GO): membrane; COG complex
Source: RefSeq, a predicted model, not a curated record
AUGAAUCGGUUCCAAUUUGGCGACUCCGACGGGUCUCUCUCUUCUGACCUCGAUGAAGACCCAUCCGGCCUGCCCUUCCCGGAACCUCUAUCCCGCAGCUCAUUUCUUGCCCCUGAUUUCGAUCCAGCGAUUUUCCUGUCGUCACUGACGAACAGACAUCAGAGCCUUGAGGAUCUCCGACAGGAAUUGCGGGGACUGGAGCAGUUAUUGAACAAGGAGCUGUUGGAUCUUGUCAAUGAGAAUUAUCAGGACUUUCUCUCGUUAGGCAGCGCGCUUCGCGGGGGAGAGGAGAAAGUAGAAGGCGUGAAAGUAGGCGUGCUUUCGAUCCAGCGCGAUGCCAAAGCCAUCCGGGCCCAGGUUGAGGCGCGACGCCAAGAAGUGGAAGAGCUGUUGAAUGACAAGCGGCGACUACGGACGAAAGCCGAUGUUGGCAAAGAUCUGCUAGACUAUGCGGAUCGGGUGGAGGAAUUGGAACAUCGUUUGAUGAUCCAGGACAAGUCAUCACAAGAACAUUCACUGGAUGAAUCGGAUACGGAGUCCGAUUUGUACAGCGGGGAGAGUGAAGACAGCAAUGACGAUGACCUAGCCGAUGGCACACCUACAAUUUCACUGAAGAGGAUGGAACGCCAUGCGCAGAAGUUUGUCUAUUUGACAUUAAUAGCUGCCCGAGUCGGUGAAAAGCAUCCCUUUCUGCUUGCGCAGCAACCACGAGUCGCAAAGAUCAAGUCUACCGUACUCCUGGAUCUCAAAACUGCCUUGGAGCAGGCCACCGCGGCGGGUGAGAAACAUGGAGAGCGCGAUGCUAGGACAAUGGCAGUUUUGCGUCUCUACGAGUUAAUGGGUGAGGACGUCAGUGCAGUCACCGCGUUGAAGAACCUCAAGCUGUAA